This is a messenger RNA of Ruditapes philippinarum (Manila clam), 4362 nucleotides long. RefSeq lists its product as uncharacterized. Lineage: Eukaryota; Metazoa; Mollusca; Bivalvia; Venerida; Veneridae. The record is from RefSeq and is a predicted model, not a curated record. The transcript is spliced from 3 exons. The coding region runs from base 99 to 4256 and encodes 1385 amino acids.
UGAAAGCUGAUGAUAUUACAAAUAAAGAUAUUUACCAGAAUACAACCACUAACGAGACUUUUCAAAACAUCGAUUUUGACAAAAAGGAAAAUACGAAUAUGAAUGAUAAAACUCUUGAACAAGUUAAUGUUGAAGAUGGACAAAGAAGCCAUGAAAGCACAGAAGUUGUAAAAACCGAUGAGGAUGAACUUGGUAAAGAUGACCAUGACCGAAGCAAAAAUAUUGAUGUCGCCAGUAACGACUUAAAUGAUAGAGAUAACACUGAUAAAAAAGAAUCUGACAAGGAAUCUAACGUGAGAAACAAUUCUGCAGGGCAGGACAGCAAAAGAGUGGGAAGUGUUGAAAAAAGAAUCGAAAAUAUUGACCAGAAUACAACAAUCAAUGAGAGUUUUCAAAACACCGAUGCUGACAAAAAGGAAAUUUCUAAUAGGACAACUGAAACUCUUGCAACGGUUAUUGCUGAAAAUGAACCAAGAAGCCAUGAAAGCACACAAUUAGACAAAAUCGAUGAGCAUGAGCUUGAUAAAAAUAAUCAUAACACAAGCAAAAGUGUUGAUGCCGAGUGUAACGAAUUGAACGACAGAGAUAUCAUUGAUAAAAAAGAAUCUGGCAAGGAAUCUGACGUCAGUAACACUUCUACAGGGCAGGACAGUAAAAGAGUGGGAAGUGGUAAAAUCAGAAACAAAAGUACUGAUCAGGGUACAACCAUUAUUGUGAGUUUGCCAAACAUAGAUGCUGACAAAAAUGAAAAUACUAAUAGCAUCCCUGAAACUCUUGAAACGGUUAUUGCUGCAGAUAAAGAAAUAAAUCACGAAAGUACACGAAUUGACAAAACCGAUGGAUAUGAUCUAAGUAAAGAUACACAUGGCAGAAGCAAAAAUGUUGAUGUAGAGUGCAGUGAUAGAGAUAGCCUUGAUAAAAAUAAAUUUUACAAGACAGAUGAUCACAAAGAAUGUGCUGAUGGAAGGGACAUACGUUCCGACGUUAGAGAAGACGAGCUAUACAUUCCUGAUGAUGUGAAAAGUGAAGAGAAGAAUUCUUCAGGAGAAAGUUUUUCACAGGAACGCUCAGACUCUGAAAUAUUGAAGGAAGUAGCUGACGUUAAUCAACCAAGUGAAAAGGAAACAGAAUACGAAUCAGAAAAUAUUAUCGAAGAAGUACGAAUUAAAGAUGGAAAGUCAACACUUGUUUUAUACAAAGUUAAAGAGAAGUCUUUAUUAAACGUGGAGCGAAAUGAUUCUGGUGAUAUAGAGUUGAAACAUAAAAUCGCGAACAAUGACAGACAUAAAAGUAAUAUUCAGCCUUUAGAUGGAGAUAUAAAUCAUAAUACAAGCUUUGAAAAUGAAGGUAGUGUUAAGCGCAGUGAAAUAAAAACAGAAACGUCCAAAGAGGCAAGACAUAUUGUAGACAAACACAAACAAGAUGAUGUCGUUACAUCUGUUUCAGCUGAAUUAUCAAGCCAAUGUAUUAAUAGCCACCAUGAUGUCAUUAAUUCGGAGAAUUCUCUUGAAACCAAUGCUAAACCCAAUAAGACUGAAAUAAGUAAAGGAGAUUCUUAUAUCCAGUCUGUAAAUCAUAAUGGGGGCAUUAAUAUUAAUCAAGAUACCCAAGAGAAUACUUCUAUUGAAAAAGAAUCAUUGUCCAAGAACAAUAUCAACAACGAUCAAAUGAACACUGGGAUAUCAAAUGAUGAUAAAAUUCAGGAAAAAUCAAUAAAUGAUGAUAAAAAUGAGGGAGAGGUUCACUUUGAUAAAGGAAAAAAUGUUAAUGAUGAAAAAACGGGAAACGAUCACCUGGGGAAUGAAAUAAAACACAAUACCCAUGAUAUAAAUUCAAAACAGGAAUUAACUUCGGAUUCAUAUUCGGAUGAUAGAAAUGCAGUUAUUAGCGAUCAAGAGAAAACGGAUGAUAUGGCUGUGAUAAAGGAUGAACCUGCAACAAAAGUGAACUAUCAAGAAGACGGCGAAAGUGGAUUUUCUGAGGACGAGAAAUCCGACGUAGGAUACGAGGGUAAAGGUAAUGGUAAAAAAGAAACUAAGUUAGAACCUGGGACCGACAAUACCGAGCAGCCUGAAAGGAGAAAGUCGAAGAAAGGGAUGACGGCAGAGACAAGUAUCGCUUCCGACAGAAUGUUAAGUUCUCAAGCACGUAUGAUAUUACUUAUGGAAAAAACCAAGCAGACGAAUGAAAAUUAUGGGAAAGAACACAUUAAAACAAUAAAGCUUUUUGAGGAAACAAGGGGAGUCUUUUCAGAUUUAGAAUUUUUGAGAGGUAAAGGGAGAGGUUUGCAGUUUCGUGAGAACUCAUCAGAAGAAAACGCUGAAAUUACAGAAGACAAGGAAGAACCACAGACAGCACCACAGGAUCAAGAACAAGUUGGAGAUGUUGAUACGGAACAGAACAAAAGCGAAGAACCCAAAACAGAAACUGACGGAAAGGAAAAUGAAGAACCUAAAGCAGCGACCAAGGAAACAAAUGAAGUAAAGCCAAAGAAGAAGAAAGUCAAACUCGCUGCCGUUGCUCCUCCAAAGCUUAGCGACGAAAGAAUACGACAAAUACGCGAAAUGUAUUGGAGCAACGGACAAGGUAAUAGCGAAACGUUUGAACUAGAUGGUGAAGAGUAUUUCCUUGAUCCAAAUGGUGAAUUGGUGAAAUCAAUAAAGUUCAAUGCAUCAAAAAAGAUAGAUACAAGAUGGGAUCCAAAUCAUCCUAUGUUUAAAAAGCUUCAAAAUAAAAAUAAAGGGCUUGAAAUAAAAGGAAUUGUACAAUCUGUAAAAGCAGCUAAACCUUUAAAAUUAAAAACAAAUGAUAUUUCAUCGAGUAAUGUUUACGUUACAGAGGCAAAGAGAAUAUAUCCCAAAGGGUUUGAGGAAGAUAAAAAUGCUAAAACUGAAAAUAAAAAAGUUAAAAGAUUGAAGAGUUUCAAAACAAAGUCUGUGGACAUUGGGAACACUGGACAAGAAGUCAACGAUUCAUUGACUAGAAUAGAAACUAACGAUACUGAUAAUGCAAUAAAAAAGAAAUUGAAUCGAAAUGCUAGUGUGCCUAAUAAACUUGGGGCUAAUGACAAACAUUUUUCACAAGAAACAGUUGAGGGAGAUGUUAAUAAAAGAAAAUUGAGGAAAACAAAAAGUGUAUCUUCAAAAAUUGCUGAAUCUAAAAACGAAAGUAAUAAUGACAAUGAAACACCCGAAGUUGGUAAAAAGCUUCGAGUUAAAACAUCAAAAUACAACAAUUUUGUUGAUUCAGAGAAAGACAACGUAUCAGUUACAACUGCAGAAUCGAGCAAAGAAAAUAAAACAGAAGUAAUAAAAAAGAAAAAGAAAUUGAAACACAAAUCUAAUUCUAGCAAGGAAUUUGAAGAUGAUUAUGCCUUUCUUAGAGAACAGAACGAAUUUUCUGAAAGUACAGUAAAAUUGGACGAAACAGAAAUAAUCAGAAACUCGAAGGAAACUGUCAUUAAAAAACAUCCUAAACCAGCACACAAAAAAAGUUUGCCUGAUCUGGAAUUUCAGACAAAAGACGAGCAAUUCAAUAAAUGUAGUACUCCCUCUGAUCAGCAGGAUGAGAACAAUAUAACAAAUCCUAAUGAAAACGACCAGCAAAGUGAUGAAAUAACUGCCUCAAGGAAGAAGACGAUUAAAAAGAGAAUUAAGAAGAAAAGGACAAGUAGCAAUAACUUGCAUGCAUUGAAAAUAUUUCAGGAAGCUCGGGAAGAUUUACCCAGGGAUUUGAGCAUUAUCAAGGACACCAAUGAGGACAAUUCUCAAAAAGUCCCUAAAGUAAAAAAGGUGCCGGUAGAAUACAGUAGCAGCAGCUCGUUGGUGUCCGGAAAGUCAGAUAUGUCAAUGCAAACAGCGGUUGAGAUCAUGCAGUCCAGAGGCAGAUUUUAUGGUAAUCCUGCUGGUAGAAAUGGGAGAAACGAACCAAGAGAACACCGAGUAUACCGGCUAUAUAAGGAAAUACAAACAAUCCGUCGGAAUACAGCUCCUCUGACAGAACCUACCUCUUCCAUUGCUGAUCCUAGUACAUCUGUUAUAAACGAUCCGGACACUGGCUUUUUACUUCUUAACUAUGAACGUAAAAACAGAUGUUUCUGCAAUAAAAACCGAAGAACUCCAAAUGCCGAUCUUAGAAAGUUUCUUUACGGGAGUCUCGAUUACGAAGUGUGUUCUAAAGUGAGAGGUUUAAAUCCUACAUUCCGACGACGACUGAAGGCAUAUGACUCUUUGAAAAUGAAAAUGUAUGUUAGAUGAUCCUUAAAGAGAAUGCACUGAGGAUGAAAGGACUGGAAUUAAUAUUUGUAGACCAGUUAAUGACACCAUGGGCUAUUAAUUUGUGUGCAACACAGUUUUAGAUCGU